CAGAGCGAGUGUUCGCAAACUUCAAGUAAGAAGACACCAUCUGAUACUACCUGCAACCAUCCAAGUAAAACGGAUUUCGGUCUUGAAAUGAAUGGCUCUGUAAGAGAGUCUUUAAAGACUUUACCAAAAAUCAUAGCUGGGUUUCUUUCAAUCAACAACUCAGGUCAAGAGUACAUCACAUUUACUCUUAAAGACUGCAUCAAGAGUCAAGACUGUAGAGUUUAUACUAUGCUGGACAAGAAGAAAGAAAACACAAUGACUCUUUGUAUAGUCGUAAACGAGACAAAUAAUUGCUUUGUUUCCACCUGUACGUGCCCAAACAGUCGUACACGUCGAGGAGUCAGUUCCCAUUUACUUACUCCAAAUCCUUCAUCAGUACCUCAAGAAGCCACGUGUAAAUUGGAGCUCAUUUUAAGUGAAAAUAUUUCGGACAACCUUCAUGGAAAUAUGACAAAUCUAAGAGAUGACAGAUCUGAAAAUCCAAUGGACUGUACUACUCAUCAAUUCGAAACCAAGUUAAACACUUUGCAAAAUAUAAGUAAGCAAAGUAAGCUAACAGCAGACGGUAAUAACAAUUGGGUUUACAUUUUAUUCAUCGGAUUUGGCGUAGGCGCUUUUAUUGGAAGUUUGGUAACCUUUCUUUGGUUUAAAAGGAAAGCCUCUAUGCCGAAAACCCUAUCAGUGGUAAAUGCAGUAUAUAAGAGCGAAAUCUGUGGAGAUGAGAACUUGUAUUUACAAAACUUCACGGAAUACUCAGAAAUACCAGAUUGUAUGAUUAAGAUCAGUUCGGAGGAACAGAAAGACCCUUUACACGAAGCUCGAGGCAGUCCUAAGCAUGAUACUCAAACAAAAUGCAAUGCACCUCCUACUCUUGUCGUUCACGACCAUACAUUUGAACAGAGCUUUCAGAAGGAAGACAAAGAUCGAAGGGAACAAACAAACGACAAGGGACUGGCGAAAAUACAAGGUUUAGUUUCCUCGAGGAGCUCAGUUAAUUCUGAUAUUCAACAAGAAAAAGAAUGUUAUAUUAACAACGGAAUUGAAAAGGAUACUUAUGAGAUUCCUUCAAAUAGGACCGAUGUCACAUAUAGUCCUGAUACGUGUAAAGAUUAUCCAAGGGAAAAAAACGACGAGGAUUUAUCUACUAAAGACGAAGAGGACAAAACAGUGGAAAAAGAUAAAGUACGGAUGGAAAAUCUCAAUAGUAAUGCUACUUACUUUGUGUUGAGUGCAGAUGGGAAUAAGACAAUUUUACAUUGACAA
Molecule: messenger RNA, 1263 nt
Organism: Magallana angulata
Lineage: Eukaryota; Metazoa; Mollusca; Bivalvia; Ostreida; Ostreidae
Exons: 6
Coding region: 88-1260 (390 amino acids)
Source: RefSeq, a predicted model, not a curated record